AUGUCUUCAUCCCACUCCCUCAUCUCUUACCUUCUCACUCCCUACAUAAUCCCCCUCCUCUUCAUCUUGUAUUUUGUAUUGCCCUACCUCUCCAAAACACACUGGCUCUCCAUCCCCGCCCCCUUUCCAGCCGCAUACACAAACCUCUGGCUCUUCUGGCAGGCCCGUCGCGGCCGACGGUUUUUAGCCGUCAACGAUGCACACAAAAAGUAUGGUAAAUUUGUGAGGAUUGCGCCGAAUCAUGUUAGUAUCGCGGAUGACGAGGCUAUUCAGGCGGUUUAUGGGCAUGGGAAUGGAUUCUUGAAGUCGGACUAUUAUGACGCGUUUGUAUCUAUCCGCCGCGGCCUCUUCAACACCCGCGACAGAGCCGAGCACACGCGCAAACGCAAGACCGUCGCGCACACAUUCAGCGCAAAAUCCAUUGGCCAAUUCGAGCAGUACAUACACGCCAACGUUGAGUUGUUCGUUGUCCAGCUCACAAAGUUGUCGCAAUUGCAACGCAAUCCUCGUACGGGGUACGCGUCGAUUGAUGCAUUGAAUUGGUUCAAUUACCUCGCGUUCGAUAUCAUCGGUGAUCUAGCGUUUGGCGCACCGUUUGGUAUGCUCGAAAAGGGAAAGGAUGUUGCUGAAGUACGCAAGACGCCUGAUUCGCCGCCUACAUAUGCGCCUGCUAUUGAGGUGCUCAAUCGUCGGGGUGAGGUUUCCGGGACGUUGGGGAUUAUGCCGUUUCUCAAGCCGUAUGCCGCGUUUUUGCCGGACUCAUUCUUUAGCAAGGGACUCGAAGCAGUUGAGAAUCUCGCCGGUAUUGCCGUUGCGCGGGUUAGCGAGAGACUGAAACCCGAGGUUAUGGAGAACAACACCCGCGUCGACCUGUUGGCGAGAUUGAUGGAAGGCCGCGACGAAACAGGCGCAAAGCUGGGCCGCGAGGAACUCACAGCUGAAGCAUUGACGCAACUCAUCGCUGGUAGUGAUACAACCUCCAACACGGCUUGUGCAUUGUUGUACUGGGUCUUGAGGACUCCGGGGGUGAUGAAGAAGUUGCAGGAGUGUGUGGAUGAGGCUUUGCCGGACGGCGUUGAAGUGCCUACUUUUGCGAUGUUGAAGGAUAUUCCUUAUAUUCAAUACGUCAUCCAAGAAACAAUGCGUAUACACAGUACUUCUUCUCUCGGUCUUCCACGACAAAUCCCUCCGGGAAGCGCACCUGUCAACAUCUGCGGCCGCACUUUCCACGCAGGAGACGUCGUCUCCGUGCCUUCAUAUACAAUCCACCACUCCACCAAAAUCUGGGGUCCCGACGCCGAAGAGUUUGUUCCUGAUCGCUGGGCUCCCGAACGUCUUACUGCGCGCCAAAAGGCGGCGUUCAUCCCCUUCUCGACGGGGCCCAGGGCUUGCGUUGGAAGGAAUGUGGCGGAGAUGGAGCUGACGUGUAUUGUGGGCACGGUGUUUAGGAAUUUUGAGUUUGUGUUGGAGCAGGAGGAAAAGAUGGAGACACGAGAAGGGUUUUUGAGGAAGCCGUUAGGUUUGGCGGUGGGAAUUCGGAGGAGGGCUGCUUAG
Molecule: messenger RNA, 1554 nt
Organism: Talaromyces marneffei
Lineage: Eukaryota; Fungi; Ascomycota; Eurotiomycetes; Eurotiales; Trichocomaceae
Exons: 3
Coding region: 1-1554 (517 amino acids)
Molecular function (GO): monooxygenase activity; iron ion binding; oxidoreductase activity, acting on paired donors, with incorporation or reduction of molecular oxygen
Source: RefSeq, a predicted model, not a curated record